AAUUAAAUUGUGGUGCAGUAGGAAUAAAAAAUCUUUUCUCUCUCUAGGGAGCUCUCUCUCUCUCUCUCUAAUCCUCUGCCAUGGCGAGGAAAAAGAGAACAAGGAUUCUGCUAGAGUGCCUGAAAGCCAAAAGAAAUCUGAUAUUCGUGAUGAGAUUGAGAUUGCAAAUAACAUGAGCACAAUUUCGAAGACGAAAUCGAGAAUGAAUGGUGAGGGUAUUCCGCAAUUGAACUUUGAUGAUGCUAAGGAUCUGGAGGAUUUCAUCCUAUCGCCUGAACAAUCUAUUCAAGAAUUGAUUCAAGGGUCUCGACAGAAAUCUCAGCUUAUUGAAUGGUUAAUUGGGAUGACUACUGCUGUGAAGAGGAAUACUACUGUUCCAUUACCAGAUGACAGAGCAUCAGAGAAGGAGGAAUGGAAAGCUUUUUGCAGGCAACAAAGGAUAAAGGCUAUUAAAAUAUCAACGGAUUGUGCAACUAGAUGGAAUUCCACCUAUGAAAUGUUGAGUAGGGCAAUUAAGUACAAGGGUCCAUUAACAAUUUUUUAUAAUAAAAAAUUUCCACAAUUUGCUUUACUAGAUGAUGAUUGGUCUAAUUUUGAAAAAUAUAUGUAGUUUUUACAGUUAUUAUAUAGCAUGACACAUUGUUUUUCUUCUGUUUAUAAUCCUUGUGCUCAUUCUUUUCUUAGCAAUGCAUGUUUACUUGCACAACUUUUCGCUGAAUACCAAUCACAACACGAUUACGAUGGAUAUCUUCCAUCUAUGGAGGAAAAAUGGCAUAAAUAUUACACUACUCUUCCUAUGAUUUAUAUUUUUGCUUCUAUAUUAGAUCCAAGGCAAAAAUAUGAUGGCACAUUUUUAUUAAUUGAUAUUAUUUUCAAUGCAUGAAUUUUGAAGAUGAUGUUGAAUCUUAUAAAACAAAUGUAACCAAUCAAUUUUUUUCCUUAUAUAGAGUUUAUGAAUCUAAAUAUGGAACUGUGACUCGAUUUUCUCCUUCUCAAUCAUCCAAAAAUGUAAGUAAAAGGGCCAAAGGUUUAUUUGCACAAACUGCUAACAUGAUGUCUAAGUUUUCAGGUAGUGAAUCAUCAUCUAGGAGAACACAAAGAGAUGUUUCGGAGUUGCAAAUGUACUUAAGUUACGACUUCAUGAAAGGCAUGGAUGACGAAGAGAAGUAUGACCUCGACAUCCUUGAAUGGUCGAGAUCACAAAGCUCGAAGCAUCCAAUUUUGGCGGCAAUGGAACGAAAUAUUUAUGCUAUCCAAGUCUCCUCCGUUGCCUCCGAACGAGCUUUUAGUGCAUCAGGGAGGGUUUUAGACGAUAGAAGACCGAGACUAAAAUCCGAAACACUUGAAAUGUGUGGUUGUUUCAAGGAUUGAUUGGAUGCCGAAACUCGUUGCCAAGAACGUACUUAUGCAGAAAACGACAACGAUGAAGGAACAUCGAGUUCUACUAGUUCUCAAUCAAUUCAAUCGGCCGAUGAACUUGGACAAGAAGAAGAAGAAGAAGACAAACACGAAGAAGAACAAGAAGAAAAUUAGAUUAUUACAUAUUAUUAAUUAUAGCUAAUUUUUGUAUAAAAUAAGCUAUAAAGUUAAG
This is a messenger RNA of Chenopodium quinoa (quinoa), 1591 nucleotides long. RefSeq lists its product as uncharacterized. The transcript has 2 exons. The record is from RefSeq and is a predicted model, not a curated record. NCBI's taxonomy places the organism in Eukaryota, Viridiplantae, Streptophyta, Magnoliopsida, Caryophyllales, Amaranthaceae. Bases 173 to 610 code for a protein of 145 amino acids.